AUGACGUUAAGUGUCGUAAUCGUUGAUGAUCAUCACCAUUGUCUACUAGAUAUUCAUCUUGCAAUUCGUCAACGUCUCUUACCGUUUUCUAAUAUCCACGUGCUACACGUUGAUGCUCAUCCAGACUUAUCCUUUCCCACUACAAUUGACACGACUGUUAUUUUUCAGCCAGAAAGAUUCUAUAAUGUACUGGAAAAUUCCGUUGCUGGUAUUGCAGAAUUUCUAUUGCCUUUAGUAUUCCCAGGUCACGUCAGUCAAAUUACGUGGUUAAAACCUUCAUGGGCGAUGCAAAUCCCAAUUGGAACAUUCAAACAACUGGCAAUUGGAAAGCGUCAAGCAAAUGGUACAAUGGGAGUAACGAGUGAGCUACCACAUUUCAUUCAAGACGGACUAUUUUGUCCAGUGGAAGAUCUGAAUGCGUCUACUCUUCAACUCUGGGAUCUAUUUGUUACGGAGACCAACUCGUCAAAUUAUGCGACUGCAGUAGCGACUGAUGCCGUGGUCAAUGCUCGACAGCAUACUAAGGGCUACAUCCUUGACAUUGAUCUUGACUAUUUCUCCACCUGGAAUCCGUUUCGCAAAGACUUGGAAGCGCGUAUUGGAAACGCAGCUGUGAAAACGGUGACACAAGUUUUUUCAUGUCUUCGCUACAAGCAAGCUUCUUGGAGGGAUAUGGCAGCUACGCGCCGCAACUCGGAGUGGAAAACAUUCUGUAAGCUUAUUAAACGACUUGAGGCGGCUGAUGCAAUGGAAAACACCACUACUUGCAGGUCAGAAUGGGCGCAAGUUCGAAGUAAACUCAUGUUGUUGUACGCAGAACAAAUUGAUGCCGAAAAGCUCCUUGGCGAGUUCGAACAAGUGCUGGAAAAUUAUCGAGUUGACAAGUCAACACGACGCGAGAUUUGGACAGCAGGACCUUUUCUUGAUUUACCGCAUCACGAAAGCUCCCACAACGAGAUUGAGCGCAUGAUCAGCGAGCUGGAGCAAUUUCUUCGGACGCAUGCACUGGACGAAGACAAUCCCCCAGCCAUUGUGACAAUCGCUAAAUCAACUGGCGAUGAGUACUUGCCUAAAUAUCAAUUAGAUGCAAUCUUGCCUAGUGUGCUUCAGAUGCUCGAGCGAGUUUAUGGAGAGUUGGCGACAAGACAUGUCGAGUAUGAGUCAUGA
Molecule: messenger RNA, 1167 nt
Organism: Peronospora belbahrii
Lineage: Eukaryota; Oomycota; Peronosporomycetes; Peronosporales; Peronosporaceae
Source: the annotation of a GenBank genome assembly